Musca vetustissima is the source of this 5542-nucleotide messenger RNA. RefSeq names its product patronin (gene Patronin). The transcript is spliced from 24 exons. Gene Ontology annotation, biological process: negative regulation of microtubule depolymerization; cytoplasmic microtubule organization; neuron projection development. Gene Ontology annotation, cellular component: microtubule minus-end. Gene Ontology annotation, molecular function: calmodulin binding; spectrin binding; microtubule minus-end binding. The record is from RefSeq and is a predicted model, not a curated record. Lineage: Eukaryota; Metazoa; Arthropoda; Insecta; Diptera; Muscidae.
CAAUGGAUGAGACUCAAGAAAUUCGUCAGGCCCGCUAUCGUGCCUCUGUAAAAUGGUUACUAUCCAAAGCCUACAACAAUCGUGUACCGGAUAAUUUAAAAGAACCAUUUUAUCGCGAUCAUGAAAAUCAAGAACGAUUAAAACCAAAAAUUGUUGUUGAUCUAGCAAAUGCCACACUCUAUUGUCAAACAUUAUCGAAUUUAUAUUCAGAUCCAAAUUACCAAAGCCUUAAUCAUUGGUCAAUAUUACAGACAUUGGCACGCAAAGGUGUGCCCGUUAAUGAGACAAAGGAUAUGCCAUUGACGGAGACCGUGUUAAUACAAACAAACCCACUGAGAAUUGUGGCCCAUAUAGCAGUCAUCGAAUCAUUAAUGAUGUUAUAUGCCAAGGAAAUAACAUCCAAUGAACGUGUCAAUAAUGCCAUUAAACGUAUAUCGGGUAAUGUUAAUCCUCAACUGCCCGUAGGUAAUGUUGAACAAACCAUACUCUCAUGGGUGUCGCAUACCUGUGCCGCCCUUAAGAAACGCAUCGAAAGGGAUGUGCAAACAUCCUUGGAUGAGGAUAGUACCAAACGUUUGCAAUCUCUGGAUAUACCACCCGUUAGGGAUUUUCAAGACUUGUGCGAUGGCAUUUGUUUGGCCCUGUUGAUAUCGUAUUAUUGUCCCAAAGUUUUGUCGUGGACAGAAGUGCGUAUCAAUUAUUUGCCAGCCGUCGAAGAUUCCAUACACAAUGUCCUGUUAGUAAGCAAUUUUUCACAGAAAUAUCUGCCAUACAAUGUGUUCCAUAUGCUACCCGAAGAUGUUACCUAUAUGAGGGGCUCAAUGAAAUUAAAUUUACUAAUCUUAUUGGCUGACCUCUUCAAUCUAUUUGAAAUCCAUCCGGCCAAUUGUGUUAGUUAUCCUGGCAUGGAUUCAGCUGAACUCAUCGCCAAACAAAAUGCCGGUGCCAAUGAACAUGGAAUAUAUCAUCGUCGUGGUUUAACAAUGCCAACAGUGAUACCAAUACCAGAUCUAAGAAGUGAAUUAGAUCAACCUUCUAGCUCGCCAUCAACACGACCUCAAUUUCAAGUAUCGUAUACAAAUUCGGCGAGUGGCUUUAUCCAUAAACCUGCUGCAUCUGUCCACCAUCACCAACAACAACAACUACAGCAUCAACAUCAAUUACAACAAACACAACACCCAUCACCACAACAAAUCCACGAUCCCCAUAAUAUGGCCGAAAAUACUCAUUUCGAAAAUGAAGUUUUCAAUCAUUUAGCAUUUGUUGUGCACAAAUCACGUGGUGUUACCACAUUAUCUACCAUGCAUAUGCAACAGCAACAGCAGGAUCCACUAAUGCCCGCCCGCUUAAGACAAGCAAAAGAGAAGUCAAACACCGAAACGAAGGCCGAUGAAAGAGGUGAUAAUGUUCCAGCCGGCAGGCCCAGCAAUUGGGAUCAGCAUCGUCGACCCAGUUAUGCAGGUCGCCGCUCCCGUCGCAAUUCUUCCAGUGAAGACUCACAACUGACAAUUGAAAAUUUCGGUGGUUCCCAGGAUCAACUGAAUGCAAUUGAUCGUUUCGAUAGGGGUGAUCGUGACCGGGAAAGGAAAUUAUCCAAUACCACAAUUGGUAGGUCAAUUUCUUUUCAUUCUAGAUUUUUUUUUAUUAAUUUUUAAUUUUUUCUUUUAGAACAUGUGGUGCCCAUCCGUUCUUCCAUAGCCGAUGCCCGUGGCACCUUACAGCUGGGCUAUGACACCGAUUCCGGUUCGGAAAAGCAAGAUCAUGAUACCGAAAAACAACAGCCUCUUAAAAGGCAACCAAGCUGUGACAAUGUUAGUCUUGCUGCCAAAAAUAACGGCACCCUAUCGCAUGCCAAUAGUGCCACAAAUGUGCCACAGCAACAACAACUGCAACAACAACAGCAGAAACAACAUUCGAAUAGCCCAGAAAUGAUGGAUGAACCCCGAGAAAGCCGGGAUCCAAAUGCCACACUAACCCGAAAAUCCUCCAAUGCCAGCAUGCACAUGAUGAAACCCCAACAGAAUUGGCAAAAUAAUGCAAAUGAUCUUUAUGAUGACGAUACACGAUCCAUGGAUAGUGCCUAUAAACUAUCAAAUAUACGCAUGAAAUUGGAAGAACGUCGUCGUAUGAUUGAGCAGGAUAAAAGGCGUAUCGAAAUGGCUUUGAAUCGUUAUCAGGGAAAGCUUAAUCAAGAUGACUUAAUGGCCGAUGAUUAUCAAAAAUGGGAAACAAUGAGCAAUGAUUCGAAACGUACAUCCGAUAUUGAUCCUAUGGAGUUGGAUAAAUAUCAACAAAGCAUCGCUAUUAUGAACAUGAAUCUGCAAGAUAUUCAACAAGAUAUACAAAGGCUAGCGACACAACAAAAUCAAAUACAGGCCCAACAAAUGCAAGCGCAACAGUUGCUGCAGGCUCAACAGAUUGCCAAUAUGUUGAAUCAGCAACACUCAAAUUUUGGUUCACAACAACAUUUAGCCGAUCCAUAUCCACCACGCCCCCUACAACAACAACAAAACUUUGGCUCUUCACCACAUUUGCCGCAAUCGUUUAACAGUUCCGUCAAUAAUCCCUAUGGUUCGCGGCCACCCAGCCGUGAUCCCUACCAACAAAUGCAAACAAUGCCGGUACAGUACAUGAACGAUAGCACACCACCCUACAAUAUGUACGGUCAGCCGCAACAACAAUCAUCGAUGGUGCCACCACAGUCCCAAUAUAAUACCAUGCAUACGACGUCACACUACAAUGACAACAAUGUCGUGCCUUACAACAACAGCAGCAGCAACAACAGUAAUCACAAUUAUGGACAACCACAGUCACAUCAUCCACCCCCACAAUCACACCAACAACCAUACAUUCCACGUCAAAGUAUUUACGAUGAUUAUGCACCACCGCCACCACAAUCGAUGCUUGGUCGUGAACCGAAUAUGUCACCACAGCCGAAUAAUUAUUAUGGUGGCCACGAGGCGCCACCACCCCAACAGGUAUAUGCUGCUCCGCCACCCACCCAGCGAAGGACAUGGGCCCAGCCCUCCUUUGAUGUGAUGCAGCCGCAGCAAAUGGUCGAUGUUAAUGCCUGGCAAAGACGUUCCCAAAAAUCCGAAGAUGGCCCAAGCUGGGGUAGUCCCCAACAGGAUAAUCACAUGCCACCGGCACAUCAUCGUUCGUCUAUACAUCAAAAUGGUGACAGCCAACAGCAUAUGCAAAUGUAUCCUGUGCACUCCUCGCCCGUACACAGUCAACGCGGCGGUGGUGGUGGAGUACAACGUCAACAAUCCAUGACCAAUUUGAGAGAGACUCGUUCACCGAUUAUUGUUCCCAAGGCUUCGUCGGCACCCACACCACCCGAUGAUGUUAUGGCACCACAGAGUAUUUGUUUCAUUGGCGAUGAGGAUGACAUAGAUGAGAUUGAGCGGAAUGUCAUUGAGAAAAUGCAAAGUACGGGGCUGUCGGAAUACAGCUUCCCAAUACACCACCACAAUAGUUCCCAACAUCAGCAGCAGCAACAACAGCAAUACUAUCAACGUGAUGAACAAUAUAACUAUGAUGACUAUGGUGGUGGUGGCAGCAGUAGUGGUGGCCAUUCCGCCGAUAUGAUGCCACAAAAACUCAAUAUAACCAGUGGAAAUCUCACAUAUAGGAUUCCCUCGCCACAACGUCCACAACUCCAUCCAAAUAGCUUCCAGGACCCCCGUUCGGCUGAGAAAAACAACAGCACUGCCGAAAAGGGUUUCUACAUCUCCUUCGAUGAUGAUCAACCCAAACGACCCAAACCUCCAUUACGCGCCAAACGUUCACCCAAAAAAGAGAAAAGUCUCGACAGUGUGGAUCAUCAAAUCCUCAAUAAUGCCGCGGACUCGAGCAAAGAUUUCCAUGACACCUCCUUUAACAGUAAGGAGGUGCAUGAACCGAAAUUUAAACCCAAAGUCCAUCAGCUUAACUAUAGUGAAAGUAAUAGCCCCAAGUCCACAACAUCUAUGGAUAUUAAUAAGGCCACAUAUAACAAAUAUACCGACAGUCCCAUACAAUUAAGUCAGGUUAUGUCCGCCGGGGACAAUAAAAACUUUACGUCUUCGUCAUCACACAACAACAAUAAUCAUAAUAAUCAACCACAAACUCCUCCGCCGUCAGUUGCUUCCACAUCGCCCACACAUGUUGUGAGCAGUAGCAGCAGUAGUCAACCCUUAGAGAAUAAAUCCACAAAAAGCAAAGCUUUAAUUAUAGAUGCUGCCAAUUUGGAUCCGGAAUCUGUGGAUGAAAUGGAACGCCGCAAAGAGAAAAUCAUGUUAUUAUCUCUGCAACGUCGCCAACAACAAGAAGAGGCCAAACAACGCAAAGAGCAAGAGGCUGAACGCAAGCGUGAACUUGAACGUGAAAAGGAGGAGGAAAAGCAACGUAAAAAAGAAGAACAAAUGGCUCGUAGAGCGGCAAUUUUGGAACAGCAUCGCCUCAAGAAGGCUCUCGAAGAGGCAGAACGGGAGGGUAAAACCCUCGAUCGCAAUGACAUCGCCCUUAAGCCAAGCACACAAACGAAUACAAUAUCGAGGACACGACAAAAGAGUACACGUCCUCGUCCCAAAACUAUACAUGUGGAUGAUGGUUCUGCCGUGGAUAUAAGUGAAGCUUCCAGUUUAUCUAGUCGUGGUAAAAAGGGCUCCAGUUCGAAUAUUACAGGUUUAGGCCAAUUAAGUUCGAACACAAUGAGACGAGACUAUUAUCGAGGCUCACAAGAUUCCCUUACAGUGAAAGAAUCACCGGAUGAAUACCCGAGUACUAGUUCAACACCGAUUGGACGACGGGGAUCGUAUAAGUUAUCUAAAGAACCAAAUGUCGAACGAGGUCGUACUCUAUCACGUAUAUCUGUAGCCAAAGGAAGUACACUAAAUUUCCGUGGGCGAAAAUCAAAUUCGCUUAUGAACCUGUGCGAUUCUGGCAUAGGAAGAGCCACGCCACCACGUCGAGCCCAAUCGCCCGGUAUUUCCACACUACACAGACAUAUGCCUUCGCCAUCGGGUCCUGGUUCAUUGCCGGGUUUCAUGACAAAACGACGGGGCAUGAUGGAUGAUGGAUCUAGCGAUAUGUCAUCGACGGGCAAUUUAAUGAUGGACUAUUCGGGACCGAAGUUGUAUAAACAACCAGCUGCCAAAUCGAAUCGUGGCAUCAUUUUAAAUGCUGUCGAAUAUUGUGUUUUCCCCGGCGCCGUUAAUCGUGAUGCCAAACAAAAGGUACUGGAAAAAAUUGCCCGUUCCGAAGCCAAACAUUUCCUUGUACUGUUUCGUGAUGCCGGCUGUCAAUUUCGGGCACUGUACAGUUACACACCGGAAACGGAGCAAGUUGUUAAGCUGUACGGUACGGGACCUAGUCAAGUGGAUGAGGUUAUGUUUGAUAAGUUCUUUAAGUAUAACUCUGGUGGCAAAUGUUUCUCCCAGGUCCAUACAAAACAUUUAACGGUCACCAUUGAUGCUUUUACCAUACACAAUUCCCUGUGGCAGGGCAAGAAAGUUAAUCUACCCAGUAAAAAAGACAUGGCUUUGGUCAUUUAAAAUUC